This is a messenger RNA of Elaeis guineensis (African oil palm), 1616 nucleotides long. Its product is annotated as homeobox-leucine zipper protein HAT5. Gene Ontology annotation, molecular function: sequence-specific DNA binding; DNA-binding transcription factor activity, RNA polymerase II-specific. NCBI's taxonomy places the organism in Eukaryota, Viridiplantae, Streptophyta, Magnoliopsida, Arecales, Arecaceae. The record is from RefSeq and is a predicted model, not a curated record. Gene Ontology annotation, cellular component: nucleus. Gene Ontology annotation, biological process: positive regulation of DNA-templated transcription.
UAGUCCUCCAACCCAAGGAAAGCAGAGAAAGAAGAAAAAAAAGAGCCACCCUGAAGUCCCUGUCCUCUCUCCUUCCACUCUUCUCUGCAAUCUCUCCUUGCUUUGCUCAGCACCGACGGGAUAUUCAGGAACCCAUCACCUAAUUCUGGUCUCCUCCUGCUCGUCUCCCGAAAGAGAGUGAGAUAGGUCUCAGUGGCAGGUGCGCCCAGGCCUCUUCUCAUGGCUCCUCUGUGAUGAUCACCAGCUUCUUCGGACACAAGUACUAGAAUUUGAAGGGCGGCCAAGAUUUCUCCGGACGAAGGAAUCAUGCCCGUCGGAUCCCAUCGAUCACACAGGGAAAAAGGUGGCGUGGUGUAAACUUUCUCAAGGUUGUACGGGGGAAAAAAUUUCUCUUUUGUUGUUUGGUGAAGAGAGAAACAGAGGAGUAGAAGAGGAAGAAAGAGAAAGGUUGGAUAUGGCGGGAAGAAGCGCUUAUGUGAGUUCAAAUAUGGCGGGUUUGCUCCAGACUGGACGGAUUUCUUCCGAGGCUAUGGAGGCCCUGCUCCCUCCGGGACCUUCUCAUGGAGAAUUCCACGGCUCGAUGCCUAUGAUGAAUUUUGAAGAUGUUCACGGGAGCAGGCCCGAACAGGCCUGCUGGGGACCAUUUGAGUUGGAAGAAACUGGUGAUGAGGACUUGGAUGAGGGUGUUCACCAGCCAGCAAAGAAGAGGCGCCUCACAGCUGAUCAAGUGCAGUUCCUUGAGAGGAAUUUUGAGCUUGAAAACAUGAAGCUGGAGCCAGAGAGGAAAGUUCAGCUUGCAAGGGAUCUUGGAAUACAACCCAGACAGGUUGCUAUAUGGUUUCAAAACCGCCGUGCCCGAUGGAAGACAAAGCAGUUGGAGAAGGACUAUGAGGCCCUCAAAUCUAGUUAUGAUGCCCUCACGGCGGAUUAUGAUAACCUGCUAAACGAGAAGGAGAAACUUCAAGCCAAGGUUCUUUCUCUCACAAACAUGCUCCUCCUCAAAGGGAAAGAUGUCGGCAGCUCAGAACCGAUUGAAUUCAACAAAUUUGCUCAUCAAUUGGGGGACUUGGUCUCGAAUUCUAUGUGUGAGAUGGAAAGAGUAAAUGCCCAAGUCACAGAAUGCAAGCAAGAGGACAUCAGCUCUGCCAACAGCACCGUGUUCGACUCUGAGAGCCCUCACUACAUCGAUGAAGGAGCACACUCGAUGCUGAUGGAGCCCAUGGAUUCUUCCAAUAUUUUCGAACCCGAUCGAUGUGACCUCUUGUAUGCUGGAGAGGUUGACGAGGUCAAAGGAUGCAGCUUCCUAAGGCUUGAAGACAAUUUGAAUAAUUAUGAGUUCCCUGUGGAGGACCAGUCCUGUUGGUUCUGGCCUUGACUCGUACAAUGUUCGAUCUCUACCUACUUUACUGUGUCUUCCCUCUUCUUGCCUGAUACUAAUUAGGUGGCGAAUGAUCGGCAAUAAGGCCAUUAUAUUGGCAACCGAAAUCUAGAUGGCUUGUGGAACCUCUCUUCUCUUUAUUCAGUUUUUUUUUUUUGGGGGGGGUAAAUAGUCAGUUUGUUCAUAUUUGAAUAAAGCUUUAGAGUUUUGUUAUAAAAGCUUUUUGUUUUUACUGAAA